Setaria italica (foxtail millet) is the source of this 710-nucleotide messenger RNA. RefSeq names its product TPD1 protein homolog 1B. Gene Ontology annotation, biological process: cell fate determination. NCBI's taxonomy places the organism in Eukaryota, Viridiplantae, Streptophyta, Magnoliopsida, Poales, Poaceae. The transcript is spliced from 2 exons. The record is from RefSeq and is a predicted model, not a curated record. The coding region runs from base 80 to 463 and encodes 127 amino acids.
GUGCAACAACUUCAUCAGAAACCAAUAGAUAGGUGGUCACAGCAAAGUCCUGUCUCCGAAAGGAAGACCAAGAAGAAACAUGGCUACUGCGCUCAAGCUCCUGAUUGUUGCUCUCUUCUUCUCCGUUUCUCUUCAAGGUACAAGUGGCGAGCGAUGCGGCACGUCCAGCAUCCAGGUGCAGACCAUCAACACGGGCGAGACGGCGUCCAGCGGCGACAUGGAGUUCGAGGUCGAGGUGAAGAACCUGUGCUCGUGCAGCGUCAGGAACGUGCGCCUCGACGGCGGCGGCUUCGCCACUACGGUGGAGGUGGACCCGGCGGUGUUCCGAGCCGACGACGGAGGCGUCUACCUGGUGAACGGCGGCGGGCCGAUCGAGAGCAUGGGCGCCGUGAGCUUCCGUUAUGCCUGGGACCACUUCUUCCAGAUGACUCCCAGGAGCUUGGAGGUCGACGGCCAGUGUUAGAUAGCAAUGUUCCAAGUUGCCCUUGUUGGAGUAAUGGGUGGCGAGAAUAUGUUGUCAUCUUUAAUACAAUGAUCUAACGAGUAAUAAACGUGUAAGUACAGUGUGUUAGAGAGAGAGGGAAGAUGAAAAGUGGUCCUCAGCUCUAUCCGUGUAUAAUAAUUUUGUUCAUGUGAAACAUGGAGUGCUAAGUUCAAUCUGAAUAGAGUGAAAUAUAUGCAUGAUGGAAGGCAUGCUAUAUGGAUUUUUA